UAAACAGGCGAGGGAAAUUAAAAUAAAAUAAAAAGGAAAACAUUUUACAAAUUUGUUACCUUUUAAAAGAGACUCAGUAUUCCUUUCUAUCACUCUCAUUAACUGUAUUUAUGUUUUUCGUGUUUACUGUAAACUCUUUGGGAACAUAUAAUAUGUCGUCCAAGAGGUGUCGCUUUGGUUUAGUUAUGUUUGUAACUGACUAAAGAGGAAAGAGUUGUGGUAUUUCGUCAAGAUUAAUAUAAGGAUCAUGGGAGAAGAAGUGUUACUCCAAAAGCUCAACUCGUAUAUUACACUUGUAAAAUUAUAUGAAGAACAUGAGACUCAAGGUGAAGCUUUGAAAUGUGUACCUUUGCAUAAGUUAAGAGAAAAAAGUAAAAAACGAUUUCUAAAUUUUUGUACACAGAGUGAUAACAUAGUUGAUGAAAAGGAUUGCCUUCUUAUUGAACUUUUACAUUGGUUCAAAAAUGAAUUUUUUUCCUGGAUGGACACUCCAAGUUGUCCUAUUUGCCAAAAAAAGACACAGAAUAGAGGAUCAACUGUUCCUUCAGUGGAAGAAGAAAAAUGGCUUGCACACCAAGUUGAAAGUUACUUCUGUGAAAGUUGUCAUAAAAUUGUUAAGUUUCCUCGUUAUAAUCACCCCAAAAAAUUGUUAGAAACAAGAAGUGGCCGUUGUGGUGAAUGGGCUAAUUGUUUUACCCUUAUUUGCAGAGCUUUAGGAUUUGAAGCUCGUUUUAUAUUAGACAUAACUGAUCAUGUCUGGUCUGAAGUAUUUUCAGAUUCUCAAAAUCGGUGGUUACAUUGUGAUCCAUGCGAGAAUGUGUGUGACAAGCCAUUGCUAUAUGAGCUAGGCUGGAAGAAAAAACUUUCUUAUGUGCUAGCCUUCUCAAAAGAUGAGGUUCAAGAUGUUACAUGGCGAUACACAACAAAUUUUGAAGUUGUUCUGGAACGAAGAAACUUGUGUGAUGAGGCAUUGUUAAUUCAUCAUCUAAUGAGAUUAACUAGCCAAUUGCAGUUGGGCUUAUCUUCUUCAAUACGUGAGCAAUUACUCAAAAGAAGAAUUCAGGAAUUGUGUGAAUUUUUAACUCCACCAUCUCCAUCGGGAGAGGAUUAUUCAGGCCGACAGUCAGGUUCUUUGUUGUGGCGUCUUGCACGUGGAGAGACUCAAUGUGAAGGAAUUACAAAACACUUUAUAUUCAGAUUAGAUAGUGAUGAGCAACAACAAAAACUUUUUCGCCUAAGAUAUUCAGCUUCUGAGAAUAAUUAUGUAAGAGAUUCAAGCCAUGACAAAAAAAUCAUUGGGUGGGAAAAUGGAACUCAUCAGCACAAGGAUGUGUUUAGAAAAGUAGAACAUGACUGGAAUAUGAUAUAUUUAGCACGUAAAGAAAAUUGUGAUAUUGGAACUAUAACCUGGAAAUUUGACUUUGAAGAUACGGAACUUAGAGUGAAUGAAGUCAUAAUCUUAUGUCAGAGUGAAACGUUUGAAAAUGGUAUUGUGGAAUGGGUGUUAACCAGUGAGAAGCAAGAAAUAAAUAUAUCUGAUGGUAAUACACCUACUCUGCUCUCAGAACUUCGAGGCUCAAGGACUUUGACCCUGACAGCUAGUCUUAGUGGAGGCCGUGGUCCUUCAGCCUGGCAGCAUGCCCAGCUUUUCAGACAAUGUGCAAAGAGCAACACCUAUCCGCUUGAUAUUUUAAUAUCAUUCUUCUGAUGUAUAUAUAAUAAGUAAAGUAUUCCAAAUAAAUUUUAGGAGUGCUAUCAUGGGUAAUGAAUCGGAUUGAUUAUAAAUAAAACAAUAAUAAUUGAAAGUGUAACUAAUAAAAUGUUAAUCUGUACACAUUCAGAAGUCUGAGAGAACAUUGUAGCUAUAAUAAUAAUAUUUCAAAUUCAAUGUAAAGUGUAAUCAGUAUUCAAAAUUAAAAAUGUUUGUUAAAAUCACAAAUUUCGAAAUGAUAGUGUAGUUUAUGGGCCUACCUUCUAUUGGACAUUACUGUAAUUAGGUGACACUAAAGCGUAGAAUCAUUCGGAGUAAAAUAUUAAAACAAAGUUUUGAUAAAACCUAUUGAAAAUAACAUACAAAAUAUUUGAAAUAAAAAAUAUAUAAUAUGUGUCAUUCUUAAAAAUUGGAGAAAUCAUGUAGUUUUGUUAUUUUACCUCUGAGUAAAUGUUGCCUUCUUUGUCCCUUAUCA
This is a messenger RNA of Limulus polyphemus (Atlantic horseshoe crab), 2186 nucleotides long. RefSeq names its product peptide-N(4)-(N-acetyl-beta-glucosaminyl)asparagine amidase-like (gene Pngl). NCBI's taxonomy places the organism in Eukaryota, Metazoa, Arthropoda, Merostomata, Xiphosura, Limulidae. The coding region runs from base 248 to 1708 and encodes 486 amino acids. The transcript is spliced from 3 exons. Gene Ontology annotation, cellular component: cytoplasm; nucleus; cytosol. The record is from RefSeq and is a predicted model, not a curated record. Gene Ontology annotation, molecular function: peptide-N4-(N-acetyl-beta-glucosaminyl)asparagine amidase activity. Gene Ontology annotation, biological process: protein deglycosylation; protein quality control for misfolded or incompletely synthesized proteins; glycoprotein catabolic process.